AUGUCUCCAUCCAACUUGAGCCAAUCCAUCAUCUAUACAGCGUUAAAGUUUUUUUCUGAACAUAUUAUCAAUAAUAUGGCUUCGCCUAGUGGAGCUUCCUCAGGGUCUAGCCAGCUUCAGAACUCGGGUUCUGAAUCAUCUCUCCAGCAAAUAAUGGAUCAAAGGAAGCGAAAGAGAAUGAUAUCAAAUCGCGAAUCAGCAAGGCGAUCAAGGAUGAGGAAACAGAAGCACUUGGAUGAUUUGAUGGGACAAGUGGGUCAACUCAAAAACGAGAGCAACCAUAUUGUCACCAACAUGAACAUCACGACUCAGCUGUACUUGAACGCCGAGGCAGAGAACUCAGUUCUCAGAGCGCGGAUGGCUGAGUUGACUCACAGGUUACAGUCCCUCAAUGAGAUCAUAAACUGCUUGAACUCAGCUGGAAGAUGUACUGAACUCUAUGAAACCGAAGAUGAUCAGAUGAUUAAUUGUGAUGAGUUCUUGAACCCGUGGAAUUUACUCUAUGUGAAUCAACCCAUCAUGGCUUCGGCAGAUGUGUUCAUGUAGUGCUAUGUAAUUGGUUUUGUGGGUAUUUUACUUUGACGUGUUUGGUUAGGUUCUCAAAGGUCUAGUGUGGGGAAGUGGUG
Ilex paraguariensis (yerba mate) is the source of this 626-nucleotide messenger RNA. The record is from the annotation of a GenBank genome assembly. Lineage: Eukaryota; Viridiplantae; Streptophyta; Magnoliopsida; Aquifoliales; Aquifoliaceae.